UAUCUCGUAUUUUUUUAUCUUAUAAGAAUGACCUUCUACAUAAGAUUUUAAUAGAGUUUACGAAGGAAAUCUAAUUUAACUUCUUCAGAACAGAAAUGGAAAAUAAAAACUUAUGUGCGGUAUUGAAAGAGACGGAAAAAAUCUGCCUUGAGUACAGAAAGGUAAAACAACCACUAUCGAAUGAAGUUUUAGUUGAAAUUCACUUUGUUGGAAUUUGCGGUUCUGAUAUCCACUUCUGGAAAGACGGAGCCAUUGGCAAAAAUAAAAUGACUUCUCCAAUGAUGUUGGGUCAUGAGUUAAGCGGCGUUGUUAUUGAAGUUGGUGCGGAAGUAACACGUCUGAAAAGAGGUGACAGAGUUUGUAUAGAACCUGGUGUUCCUUGUCUCAAAUGUGACUACUGUAAAGGAGGACGUUACAACCUUUGUCUGAGUGCUAAGUUUUGUGGAACGAUAAAGACUGAAGGAAUGCUUCGUCGAUAUUAUUGUCACAAUGCAGAUUUUUGUUUCAAAUUACCAGAUAAUGUUACUUUAGAAGAAGGGGCUUUGGUAAAGCCAUUAUCUGUUGCCAUUCAUACCUGUCACCGAACUCGAGUUAGAGCAGGAAAAUCUGUACUCAUAUGUGGGGCAGGUCCAAUUGGCUUGCUUCACUUGUUAACAUGCAAGGCAAUAGGUGUCACUAAAAUAUGCAUCACAGAUAUAUGCGAAAAACGCCUUGCAGCAGCUAAAAACUUAGGAGUAAAUGGCCAAAUCUGUGUGAAUAAUAAAGACUUGGAAAGUAUUAUUAAAGAAGUAGAUUCGGUGUUAGGUGGAAUGCCCGAUAUUACUAUGGAAUGUAGUGGCGCAGAAUCUGGUAUAAAGUUGAGCAUCAAGGUUACCAAAUCUGGAGGAGUAGUGGCCUUGGUUGGACUUGGUGCAUCAGAAAUGAAUCUACCUAUUAUUGAAGUCGUAACAAAAGAAUUAGAUAUCCAAGGGAUAUUUCGAUACGCUAACUGUUACCCAACCGCGCUAGAGAUGUUAGCAAGUGGAAUAGUAGACCUGAAAAGCCUGAUAACUCACCACUUCAGAUUGGAAGAUACGGCAAAAGGAUUCCAGGUUGCUCAGUCUGGAAUUGAUGGUGCUAUCAAAGUAUUAAUUCAAUGUAAACAACCUUAAAUAUUUGGAGUGUAUCGUUUACAAGCUAAAAAGAGUGGAAUUAUUUGGCAUAGUUUUUGUUUAGUUUUUGUUAUUUUUAUUUUACUUCUAACAAAUAUUUUGAUUAGCUGAAUUCUUUUACAACAAUGACAAAAAAGAAGAAGAAUCAAAAGAACCAGAAUAUGGUAAAAUUUUCGACGUUUCUGGCUCUAUUGGAACGCCAAAAAUCUCGAUAAUUGUUACCAAAGCACUUUGAUAAU
Messenger RNA from Parasteatoda tepidariorum (common house spider), 1390 nucleotides. RefSeq names its product sorbitol dehydrogenase-like. The record is from RefSeq and is a predicted model, not a curated record. NCBI's taxonomy places the organism in Eukaryota, Metazoa, Arthropoda, Arachnida, Araneae, Theridiidae.